AUGACGGCUUCUUCAUCUAAGAUGGUGGUGGCGACGACCACCACCAUCGCAGCAUUCCUCCUCCUCCUCCUCCUUCUUGUCCUGAAUUCACCAGUUGACGCACAUGAAAAGUUUCAUAAGGGAGUAGGUGUGACGUAUGAUGCAAGAUCCCUCAUCAUCAAUGGCAAAAGAGAGCUCCUUUUCUCUGGCUCCAUUCACUAUCCUCGCAGCACGGCAGAUAUGUGGCCAAAACUUUUGGAGGAUGCUAAAAGGGGAGGCAUCAAUGUGAUACAGACUUAUGUAUUCUGGAACAUCCAUGAGCCGGAGGAAGGCAAAUUCAAUUUUGAAGGAAGAUUUGAUUUGGUGAAGUUCGUAAAGUUGAUUGGUGAACAUGGUUUGUAUGCAACCAUUAGGCUUGGACCAUUCAUCCAAGCUGAAUGGAAUCAUGGAGGACUUCCUUACUGGUUGAGAGAGGUCCCUAACAUCAUCUUUCGUUCGUACAAUGAACCCUACAUGCAACACAUGGAGAGAUUCGUCAAAAUGAUCGUUGAGAUGCUGAGAGAUGCCAAGUUGUUUGCCGGUCAAGGAGGUCCCAUCAUUCUAGCUCAGAUUGAAAAUGAAUACAACACUGUCCAACUAGCAUAUAGAGACUUGGGCAACAAGUAUGUCCAGUGGGCUGGAAACAUGGCUGUAGGGCUCAAUAUUGGUGUCCCGUGGAUCAUGUGCAGGCAGAGGGAUGCUCCCGGUCCUGUGAUAAAUUCAUGCAACGGGAGGCAAUGUGGAGACACCUUCAGUGGUCCAAAUGCACCCAACAAACCUGCUUUGUGGACUGAGAACUGGACUGCUCAGUUCCGAGUGUUUGGUGAUCCACCAUCUCAGAGGUCCGCAGAAGAUACCGCAUUCUCGGUAGCUCGUUGGUUCUCCAAGAAUGGAAGUCUGGUUAACUACUACAUGUACCAUGGUGGAACUAAUCUUGGCAGGACUGCUGCAUCUUUUGUGACAACCCGAUACUAUGACGAGGCUCCCAUCGACGAAUUUGGUCUGGAGAGGGGACCAAAGUACGGUCACCUGAAGGAUGUACACAAAGCUCUGAAUCUAUGUAAGAAGGCUCUACUUUGGGGAUCUACGAGUGCCCCACGAUUGAACCCAGAUGUCGAGGCUCGAAUAUACGAGCAACCUGGGACAGAUGUGUGUGCAGCUUUCCUGACCAAUAAUCACACCAGGCUUGCUCAUACUGUCAAAUUCAAAGGCCAAGAGUAUUACCUCCCUCCUCGUUCCAUCAGCAUCCUUCCCGAUUGCAAAACCGUGGUGUUGAACACUGCAACGAUUCUGGCGCAACACAAUUCAAGGAACUUUAUAAGAUCAGCAGUCACGAACAAGCUCGACUGGAAGAUGAUCGUUGAGGCCAUUCCAACCAACCUUAAAGUCGUAUCAUCCACUCCAAUGGAGCUCUAUUUUUUGACUAAAGAUAAGACCGACUAUGCAUGGUACACCACAACCAUAAACUUGGAUCCACGAGACUUGUCGAUGAGGAAAGACAUCCUCCCGGUUCUUAGGGUUGCGAGCUUAGGUCAUGCCAUGUUAGCAUUUGUGAAUGGCCAAUUUGUAGGAUCUGCACAUGGAAGCCAGAUCGACAAGAGCUUUGUACUCCAGAAAUCAGUAGAGUUGAAGCCUGGAAUCAACUACAUCUCCCUUUUGGGAACCUUGAUUGGACUUCCUGAUAGUGGAGCUUACAUGGAGCACAGGUUUGCAGGGCCUCGUGGUGUUUCGAUCCUAGGAUUGAACACAGGAACACUCGAUCUAUCGCAGAACGGUUAUGGUCAACAGGUUGGUUUAGUUGGUGAGCAUGAUGAGUUGUUCAGCGAUGGUGGAUCAAAGAAAGGGAAAGGGAAAUGGAUAGAUAUCCCAAAAGUAGGGAAAGGACCUCCGCUCACAUGGUAUAAGGCCAAGUUUGAUGCACCGGAAGGAAACGACCCUGUUGCAGUUAGCAUGUAUGGAAUGAUCAAAGGCAUGAUUUGGAUCAAUGGACAGUCUAUUGGUCGCUACUGGAUGUCCUACAUCUCCCCUCUUGGAGAUCCAACUCAAGCUGAGUAUCUCAUUCCGAGAUCGUACCUAAAACCAAAGGACAACCUAAUUGUGGUGUUGGAGGAAGAACCAGCACAUCCAUCCAACAUCACAAUCCUUACGGUGAAUCGUGACACAAUCUGCAGCUAUGUGUCGGAGCUUAGCCCGCCGAGCGUGAGACAGUGGGAGAGGAAAGGUGACAAGUUCAGGCCAGUUGGUGCAGAAGCCAAGGUAGGAGCUCAUUUGAUGUGUCCCGUGGGGAAGAAGAUCGCCGUCGUCGAUUUCUCCAGCUAUGGUGAUCCUUAUGGCGCUUGCGGCGGAUUUUCACAGGGGAGGUGCAGCUCGCCGGUGUCUAAACAAGUGGUUGAACAGAGUUGCUUAGGAAAGGAAGUUUGUAAUGUUCAACUGGAGAAGGGACUUUUUGAGAAGAAUGGUGAUCCUUGCCCUAACGUGAAGAAGAAGACAUUGGCGAUUCAAGUCACCUGUCGAUAG
Messenger RNA from Linum trigynum, 2535 nucleotides. Lineage: Eukaryota; Viridiplantae; Streptophyta; Magnoliopsida; Malpighiales; Linaceae. The record is from the annotation of a GenBank genome assembly.